UCUUUCGUGUUUUCGAUUUACGUCGUGCUUCCUGGUUCGGAUUUUGCUGUUGAAGAUUUCAGUGCAAAACUGUUAGCGAAUGUUAAACAACAUUUACUCUUAGUUUUGUGUGGAAGUGCAACGUGCAAUAUAUCGUCAAAACUCUACAUGCCACCUAAUCGUCUUGCUUGCUCGUUAAAAUAGAUAACAGUUCAUGUUUGCCUUGCACGAUGUUUCUCUAUCUAACUUUACACACCUGGGGAAACAUCAGUUAUGAGAAAAAUGCCAUUCCCUAGCAGAUUCUAAAAUCGGUAGUCUGAAAGCGAUUAACGUCAACCAGAUAGUGACUUAGGUAAUGUUACCUUAACAUAAGCUAACCCGUAUCUGAAAAGGUGCGUGUUGAAUUUAGUUUCUCCUGCGGCGUUUGACAGUUGAAUGGUCUUUACCUUGUGAACCUGUGUGUGUGAGAUGCCACUCGUUCCUGCUAAUCAACCGCAGCUGAUUCGGUCAAGUCAAAAGGAUGACUACUAUCAGACAUGUCUCAAGAAUAACGCCAAUGAAGUUUUUCAGGCUUUCACUGGGUCCAGACGAUGGCUGAAAUGGAGGAAGGAGGUCGAGUUGCUCUCAGAUCUGAUCUACUGCAGCUUGACAACAUUCUCAGGGUUCCAGACACUGGGCGAGGAGUAUGUGAACAUUGUGCAGGUCGACCCCACCAAGCGCAGAGUGCCGUCGCUUUCACGCCGCGGUGCGUUCAUCUUCUUUCACGUUUUCGCUCCGUACCUGCUGGACAAGAUGCUGGUGUGCCUGGAGAACGAGCUGGAGGCUGAGGACAGACCUGGCGCUUAUAGGGACUCUUCUUCGCGCUGGAACCCCAUGUUCUACAUCAAAGCCUGGGUACAGAAGGCUGUAGGGGCCCUGACAGAGAACCAGAGGAAGAAGCUGGUGCCGGUUGUCUAUGCCGUUCACCAAGGCGUCACUAUUGUCCACCGCGUCCAUGUGGCUCUGUUCUACAUCUACAGCUCCUACUACCAUAUCAGCAAGAGAACAGCGGGCAUCGGCUAUCUGCGUGUUCUGAGUGGGGCAGGUGAUGAGAGGGCGAUCCGUAACAGCUACAGGCUGCUGGGUGCCGUGUCCCUGCUGCAGCUGGCCAUCACCCUCGCCCUGCAGGUCAACAACCUCCGGCAGAGACAAAGGGCCAGGCAGGAGUGGAGACAGCACAGGAACCUGCCCUCUAGCUCCCAGGCUGCUCCAUCUCCAUCCUCGCGAGCGUCUCGUUGCAUCUUGUGUCUAGAGGAGAGGAGGCACGCCACUGCCACCCCCUGCGGACACCUCUUCUGCUGGGAAUGCAUCACGGAGUGGUGCAGCAACAAGAGUGAAUGCCCCUUGUGCCGGGAGAAGUUCCAGUCGCAUCGGCUGGUCUACCUGCGCGGCUACAAGUAGAUCCAGAAGUGACCUUGGCUGACUGUUUCUCGCAGUGCAAGCCCACAGGACUGGCUUGUUUGGGGGUCAUAGCAAGUGGGAGGGUCAUGAAUUGUUCUGAUGGCCAGAGAUGCACAGAGGAUCAGAGCCACGAAGACAGAUGGGACUCCCUGAAGGGGUUAAGGUGGACAGUGCAUUAUUCACCUGUACCAAAAAUCCCUAGUUGUGUGCUUUCGUCCACACAGCUUGGCUGCAUGGCUUUCCUUCUUUUCAGUGUUCAAUUACACAGUAGAGCCAUGAGCUACUGGUAGAGGUCUUUUCAUUUGGGAAAUGGCAUGUUUGGAUAUGUAACUGGGAUAUUCAUGAUUGACACAAUGAGAAAAGUCGUUCAAUUUAUAACUUUUUUUUUUGUUUUUUUAAAUAAACUACUGCUUGGUGUGAUAAUAACACAAUCAGUAUUGGAUUGUAUCAGUCCCUAUAAUUCAAUGUCAAUGAUAUUAAUAAAAUGCUAAUAAUAUUAA
Molecule: messenger RNA, 1919 nt
Organism: Clupea harengus (Atlantic herring)
Lineage: Eukaryota; Metazoa; Chordata; Actinopteri; Clupeiformes; Clupeidae
Gene: pex10
Product: peroxisomal biogenesis factor 10
Biological process (GO): protein import into peroxisome matrix
Cellular component (GO): peroxisomal membrane
Molecular function (GO): zinc ion binding
Source: RefSeq, a predicted model, not a curated record